This is a messenger RNA of Staurois parvus, 1896 nucleotides long. The record is from the annotation of a GenBank genome assembly. NCBI's taxonomy places the organism in Eukaryota, Metazoa, Chordata, Amphibia, Anura, Ranidae.
AUGACAAAGUCCAGCCAGGAUUCAGAUUUGGAUGAGCUCUUCGAGGACAUCGAUGAAGAUGAAAUUUUGGCUAAUCUUUCUCCGGAAGAGCUGAAGGAGCUUCAGAAUGAGAUGGAGGUUCUGGCACCAGAUACGGAUUUACCGGGAGGGAUGACACCAAAGAACCGAACAGAUAAGGCUACAUCUGACCAGUCUGACCUCCAAUCCCAGGAGUCUUUUGGAGACAUCGAUGAAGAUGAAAUUUUGUCCAAUCUCUCUCCGGAAGAGCUGAAGGAGCUCCAGAAAGAGAUGGAAGUAUUGGCACCGGAUCCGAAUUUACCAGUGGGGAUGAUACAGAAGGACCAGACAGAAAAAGCACCUACAGGACAGUUUGACCACAGAUCCCUCAUUGAUUACCUGCACUGGGAGAAGGAGUCAAAACGAAUGUUAGAAGAGGAGAGAGUUCCUGUUACCCUGCUGCCCUCUGAGAGAAAAAUUGCAACAGCAGAAAAAGAAAGACCAGAACAUCUGGACAGAGAGGAGGAACAACAACAAACAGAAGAGAUUAGAAAAGAAGUAUUGGAGAAAGUCUUCAAGAAGGAUGACCAUGCUGAUGGCAUAAAAGAUGUGCAAGAAAAGGUGCAAACAAAGCAAAUCCCAGAAGCAGAGCCAGAAAAGGACAGUGGCAAAAAUGCCCUGGAUAACGAGGGUCAACAACCAACCCAACAGAAAGAGGAAGGAACUGAGUCUGUGCUUGAGGAGGCAAAUAUUAGCACAAUGACUGCUAACAAUGAUCUAGUGAACAACACAGAAGAUAAAAAGCCAGCAGAAAUUUCCAAAUUGAACAUCCCCAAGAAACUAGCUAUAGACUCUAGCUUCAUCAAAAUGAGUGCCAGGCCUUCUGGCAACCAAACUGACUUGGACAGAACAUUGCAGAGCAUCAGAAAGAAUGAUCCAAACAUCAAAGAGGUCAACUUGAACAACAUUGAGAAUAUUCCAAAGGAAAUGCUGGUUGACUUUGUAAAUGCUCUGAAAAAGAACAAGCACGUAAAGACCUUCAGUAUGACCAAUGUGGGAGCUGAUGAGAAUGUUGCAUUUUCUUUAGCCAAUAUGUUGCGUGAAAAUAGAAGCAUCACCACCUUGAACAUCGAGUCUAAUUUCAUCACAGGUAAAGGUAUUGUGGCCAUCAUGAGGUGCCUUCAGUUUAACGAAUACUUGACUGAAUUGAGGUUUCACAAUCAGAGACAUAUGUUGGGCCACCAUGCUGAAAUGGAAAUUGGAAGGCUUCUAAAGGCCAAUAACACUUUGCUGAAGAUGGGGUACCAUUUUGAGCUGCCUGGUCCCCGAAUGGUGGUUACCAAUCUGUUGACCAGAAACCAAGACAAGCAAAGGCAGAAAAGGAAAGAAGAACAGAAACAGCAACAAGAAAAAGAUGAGGAGGAGAUCAUUACUAUGCUAGAAAAUGGUUUGGAAUUGGGCAUUCCUCCACAACUUUGGGCGAUGAUUAAUCAAGCUUCACCAGCUCCUAACUCAAGGAUGCCAACAAUUCCUGAAGAGCCUAAGAUUCCAAUCCCACCGCUCCGAAAAAGUAAACAAAUCAAGCCACAGCUUAGCUCAGAAAACAUGGUCAGUGCUGAACCUCCACCUUUCAAGGAUGUGAAACUCAAAAAAUUCCAGCCAAAGUCUGUUGCCCAAAAAUUGAGAGAAGAGGCAGAGAAAACCAAUCUCAGGGAUGUAAUAAAAACUCUCAAGCCAGUGCCAAGAAACCGGCCACCACCUCUUGUCGAACUGACGCCAAGGGAUGAACUUUUGCAAGAUAUUCGCCAGAGUAACGUGGCUUAUCUUAAAUCGGUGAGUCAUUCCAAUUUUAAAAGGGUUUUCUACUUAACCAAGUUUAUCCAGUUCUGCAUACUUUAA